Molecule: messenger RNA, 1813 nt
Organism: Brassica oleracea var. oleracea
Lineage: Eukaryota; Viridiplantae; Streptophyta; Magnoliopsida; Brassicales; Brassicaceae
Product: putative UDP-arabinose 4-epimerase 4
Exons: 11
Coding region: 366-1604 (412 amino acids)
Biological process (GO): beta-D-galactose catabolic process via UDP-galactose, Leloir pathway
Cellular component (GO): cytosol
Molecular function (GO): UDP-glucose 4-epimerase activity
Source: RefSeq, a predicted model, not a curated record
GAGAGUCGCGGCUAGGUCGUAGUCGUGCUCUCGUUUUGCAAUUCACGUUUCCUUCUUCUUUGUCUUCUUCAAUCCUCAUACUCUCUUCUCUCUCUGGUUCUCUUUCUCACUCUUACGUUUUGUAUCUUCACGGGUUUCUCUCACACUCCGUUAAUUAACAUCAAGCGUUUUGCAUUCUCACCAUCUUUAAACGCAUUCCUCUGUUUCUCGUCUUCUCACAAUUAUUAGUUCCUUUGUUUUGCAGCAAUCUCCAGCAACAUGAACUCCAUGGUUGCUAACUGCUGAUUGUUGUGAGUGUUUGUUUUAUUUUAUUGGGUUUGUUCUGAAGUCUCUAUUUGAGAAACAGAACAUUUUGAAGUCUUCCAAUGACGAGUUUGUCUGGAGUCAGAAGUCAACGAAAAAACUCAAAACCUCUGUCUCCAGGAGAUAUGGAUUACAUAGAAUCCAAAACAAAGAGCAAUCUUAUGGGAAAGCUUCUCUUACUAGCUUCACUUAUAAUCUUAGCCUUUAUUGUGAUCAAUAAAGCUUCAAGUUUCACAUCCCCAAGCGUGUUCUCUCGAAGAGAGGAAGGAGUGACUCAUGUGUUAGUCACUGGUGGAGCUGGCUAUAUCGGUUCACAUGCGGCUUUAAGGCUGCUUAAAGAUAAAUACCGCGUAACCAUUGUGGACAACCUUUCCCGUGGGAACCUUGGUGCGGUUAAGGUUUUACAGCGACUGUUCCCACAAACUGGAAGACUCCAAUUCAUUUAUGCUGAUUUAGGAGAUCCCGCAGCUGUGGAGAAAAUAUUCUCAGAGAAUGCCUUUGACGCUGUGAUGCAUUUUGCUGCCGUAGCUUAUGUUGGAGAAAGCACUCUUUAUCCUCUAAAAUAUUACCAUAACAUUACAUCAAACACAUUAGGAGUUCUUGAAGCUAUGGCUAGACAUAAAUUGAAGAAACUGAUAUAUUCUAGUACUUGUGCUACUUAUGGAGAGCCUGAAAAAAUGCCGAUUACUGAAGAUACCCCGCAGGUUCCGAUUAAUCCUUACGGGAAAGCUAAAAAGAUGGCAGAGGACAUGAUCUUGGAUUUCUCUAAGAACUCUGACAUGGCUGUUAUGAUCUUGAGAUACUUCAAUGUGAUUGGUUCAGAUCCAGGAGGUAGAUUAGGAGAAGCUCCAAGACCCGAACUUCGUGACCAGGGACGUAUCUCCGGUGCUUGUUUUGAUGCCGCUCGCGGUUUCAUUCCCGGACUGCAAGUGAAAGGAACAGACUACAAAACAUCAGACGGGACUUGCAUUAGAGAUUAUAUAGAUGUUACUGACCUCGUGGAUGCUCACGUAAAGGCUCUUGAGAAAGCUCAGCCUCAUAAAGUCGGUAUCUACAACGUUGGAACCGGAAAAGGAAGAUCAGUUAAGGAAUUUGUGGAGGCGUGUAAGAAGGCGACAGGAGUUGAGAUUAAAGUAGAUUUACUGCCCCGACGGCCAGGAGAUUACGCAGAGGUUUAUAGUGAUCCAACAAAGAUUUUGAGAGAUUUGAAUUGGACUGCUCGAUUCACUAAUCUUCAGGAUAGUCUUCAAGUUGCUUGGAGGUGGCAAAAGAUUCAUCCUCAUGGAUAUGCUUCUUCUUAAAACAGAGGAAAUAACAAUACCUUAGUUUGUUAUUGUUUUAUAUUUUCAUUUCAUGAAUUUACAUAUUGUUUCGAAGGCUUCUAUAGCUUAUGUGGAGAAAAUAUAUUGUGCCUGGUUAUGUACUUACUAGUGGAACUGUGGAAGAUAGGCGUGGAACGCCGAGUCCGUUCGUGGAUCUAUACAACUAAGAAAACUCACUUGUUUGUUUA